Molecule: messenger RNA, 2251 nt
Organism: Protopterus annectens (West African lungfish)
Lineage: Eukaryota; Metazoa; Chordata; Ceratodontiformes; Protopteridae
Gene: QRFP
Product: pyroglutamylated RFamide peptide
Exons: 2
Coding region: 71-529 (152 amino acids)
Molecular function (GO): orexigenic neuropeptide QRFP receptor binding
Source: RefSeq, a predicted model, not a curated record
GCCAGCUCCAAGAGUGUACAGCAGAUCAAAAGGGCACGGAUUCAAGUUUGUCAACUAAAGAACCUAAAAGAUGAAAACAUAUGUGUUAUCCUGUCUUGUGUUCCUUGCACUGGGAACAUGCUUUCCCUCUGAAUCCAGUCCUUAUGUGGAUAAAGACCUGAGAGAUAUUUUGGACAACACAAUGUCUCUUAAUGUAUUAAAUGAAGGUCUUAAAAGCUAUAUACCUGAAUUUUUCGCUAGCCCCACCCGGGCAAAGAAAUCUGAAGAUGUGGAUUCAUUGCUUAGUGUGGCCAAAGAACUUCAAGGAUUUGGCAAGGAACGAGCAGGUUUCAGGUUUAGGUUUGGAAGGCAGGAUGGAAGCAGUCCAGGCUCAGAUAAAAAAUGGAGCAAUGACCUACUAGACCUGCUCUUCCCAUCACCCUCUACUGAUUCCUGGAAAAGAAGUGGAAGUCUGGGAUCCCUGGCAGAGGAGCUCAAUGGCUAUAACAGGAAGAAAGGUGGCUUCAGCUUCAGAUUUGGGAAAAAAUAAGUUGCUUAGUAUUAAAGUGUUUGGCACAUGCAGUGGUUUGUGAUACAUACCACUUUCUUUACAAAAGACUAAAUUUCUUAUAAUCAUGCAUAUACCAUACAUAACAAGAUUUUUCUUAUAAGUUAUUUUUCUUUUGCUUACUUUUUAUGUCACAGGUAGAUAUGAACAAGUAAAUUAACAUUUAAAGACCAAAGUGGCUGUGUUUAAGGCAUUUUGCUUACACCUUUUCUCUUGCCUACCUCAAACAGUGAUUAUGAACAAUAGAAUAUAGCAUAAAACUAAAAAAAAAAAAAACUCAGAAGACAUUUUUUCUUUGGAGUUUGUUUUUUAAAAGACUAGGCAGGAUUAUUCCACAUUAAUCCAAAGAUAAAUAUUAAUCAAUGAGUUACUAUCUUUUACUUAUAGACUUUAAUGUAUGUAUCAAAAGAUGCUGGUUGCACUAAAGGUGCAUACAUCUAACUCUCUAUGCUGUAUACAGAACUUAUUUUAUAUUCAGUGACUUAACCUAAAGCAACUCAACUACCAAAAAACACAUUUUAUUUUUUUUUUCCUAAAUUCGCAUCAUGUGUUAAUGUUUGUCACCAACAGUAUCUGCAAUAUAUGGACACUAAAUUAUUUUGUUAUAUUAAACAUACUGCAUGUAAUUGUUUUUCUUUCAGUGAUACCUGAAUAACUUACCUUUAACAUUUGUCUUUGGUGUCUUAAAUCUCAAAGUCUUCACAAAUUCAUUUGCAAUCUUGCCAUUAGCUCCUUAGUUGCUGAGAAUCAUAAUGGACCUAAGUGCAGUUCUUUGCUUUAACGGUGACAGAUAAGAUGAAGGUAUGUGUGUUAUUAUGUAAGAUUUGCUUUGUAUGUGCAUGUAAGUGUGUGUGAGAAUAACAGUCUAAAAGGACUCAUGUUUAUUAGUGACACUUCAUCCCUUUUGUUGAAAUGCAUGUGUAAUACAUGUCCUUAAGGAUAUUGAUUCUGCAUACCUGGAAUACUUAACUCAUCUGAAUAUGUUCUAUACAAUAGAAUGGUAGCUUCAGAUAGAGCCACCAAUGACAACAGGAGUCUAGUAUUAAUAAGCUUAGUUACUUUUUCUUAGCAUAAUGCUGCUAGCUAUUGCAGAGGAUUAAGGCUCUCAACUGUUAAGGAGCUGCUUCCAGUAUUCAAGGGUACAGUGUUUGAUUCCUUCCACCUCCAUUGGUAUACUGUGUGACCCUGAGCAAGUCAUUUAAUCACACAGUACUCUUGGGUCACCACAAACAAGGACACUUUCACCCAGUGAACUUGCCUGGUUAAUAAGUAAGUGCUUCCUUUCGUUCACUUGUAUAGUUCUCCUUGCUCUCCGCAGUUCCUAUUCAUUUCACCCAGUUACUAACCUGUCCAGUCAGUGCUAUUCUUCAGCAGAGGUACCUAGCUGCCUUAAAAUACAGAGCCAAUGCAUCAAAUUAUGUCUUCUGCUACCAUGACAAAAUUCCAUCUGUUCAUUUCUCCUUUGAGUUACAAUGUGUGCCAUGCUGCCCACAUAAGAAAUGUGGACGCUGCAGUAUCCAUUACCCCUCUCAUGGCCUUCAAUAAAGGCAGCUGCUAUUGAUUCAAUUUGUGUUAGUUAAGAAGUAAAUAAGAAGUGAUAUGCAGUGCCCUGUGAAAUCUGUAAACCUUGAAUACCAAGAUUUUCCUUCCCGGGACUCUGGAGAAGUGCCCUUCUGUCCUCCUCCCAAAACUGGAUGACUUACA